ACAAAUCAAAAUGAUUUGCAUCAAAUAUUCUCUCUCCUCCCUCCUUUCUUCCUCCACAAUUUUUUUCCUCCCAUUUUCCAUUCCACUCAUGAGCACAAACUCAAUUCUGCACUGAAUUCUCCACAGAAUUUUUCCCGGAGGAUCCAAAUUAAUUUUCAUUUUCCUCCGGAAAUUCUCAUGGCGAGGACUCUAAUUUCCUCACCGUCUUUCCUGGGGAUUCCUUUUCCUUCCUCCUACCGCCACCGCCUCCCGCCGCAGAGCAGAUGUAUAAGUACUAAAUUGAAAUAUAGCCUCCACGAGCUUCCGCCUAUUCAUUCUUUUGAUAAUUCUAUUGAUUUUAACGCGAUUGUUACCCGAGCUGAGGGCCUUCUCUAUACACUGGCUGAUGCUGCCGUGGCUGUUGAUGGUGGCGCCGCAUCUGAGUCGGCCAACGCCUCUGCUCAGAAAAGUGGAGGGUGGUUUGGAUUCAUUUCUGACGCCAUGGAAGUUGUCCUGAAAGUACUAAAGGAUGGACUCUCUGCUGUGCACGUGCCCUAUGUUUAUGGAUUUGCUAUUAUAUUGCUCACUGUUAUUGUUAAGGUCGCCACACUCCCUUUGACAAAGCAACAGGUGGAAUCAACACUGGCAAUGCAAAACCUGCAACCGAAGAUUAAAGCAAUCCAACAAAGAUAUGCAGGAAAUCAAGAAAGAAUCCAACUUGAGACAUCCCGUUUAUAUAAACAGGCAGGGGUUAAUCCUCUGGCAGGAUGUUUUCCAACUUUGGCUACAAUACCAGUGUGGAUAGGUUUAUAUCAGGCUCUCUCAAAUGUUGCAAAUGAGGGGCUGCUGACUGAAGGUUUCUUUUGGAUUCCCUCUUUGGGAGGCCCUACAACCAUUGCUGCUCGGCAAAGUGGAUCUGGAAUUUCCUGGCUAUUCCCAUUUGGGGAUGGACAUCCACCACUUGGUUGGCAUGACACUGCAGCAUACCUCGUUUUACCUGUUCUCCUUGUGGUUUCUCAGUAUGUCUCAAUGGAAAUCAUGAAGCCUCCCCAAACAGACGAUCCAUCUCAGAAGAACACACUUCUCGUAUUGAAGUUUCUUCCCCUCAUGAUUGGUUACUUUUCUUUGUCUGUCCCAUCUGGAUUAUCAAUAUAUUGGUUCACGAAUAAUGUGCUCAGCACUGCACAGCAAGUAUGGUUACGCAAAAUGGGUGGUGCAAAGCUUGUUGUGAAUGAGAAUGCUAGUGGGAUCAUCGGUGAUGGACGUGCAAAACUAUCAGGUGCUCAGCCAGAACAAAUGGGUGAUAGGCAGUUGAAAGAAGAUGAGAACAAGAAAAAGAGUAGGGCGCUGCCUACAGACGAGGGUCAAACUUUACUUGCACCUGACUCCGAAGAAGAGUCAAAUGAAGAAACUAAGUCCAAGGAUGAGGAAAUUCUGGUAGAGGCAUAUGCUUCUAGCAGCACUAAGUCAGUUCCUUCUGGUCCAAGGAAAAAUAAGAGAUCAAAGCGGAAGCGCACUGUAUGAAAUUGUACAUUGGUUUUGUAGUUGCUAGAGAAGCUUGCAUAUUUCGUAAAAUCAUGAGGUAGUGGAUAUAUAGCUGCCCUUUGGACGUUGGUCAUCAGUUUAAGGGCAUGCUUUCUUUUUGAAACGGUCCCUCAUCUCUCAAGUGUACCUCAUUUAUAAAAAUUACACGUUUCACAAAUUUGCUAUUAGUAGCGUGGCAAGUGAAAUGUUACUUUUAAUUAUCAUGCUUGAAUAUGAAGUGUCCCUAGGGGUUUCUCGAUUUGAGGACAACUCCAUCUCUUGGGAAGCUAUCUAAGUAUAUAGGCUCGCCCUAUCUCUUGCUUGUAAGAAUGAGUUGGUGAAUUUUUUGAAGCAAGAUGAGAAUUUGAAUGUGUA
This is a messenger RNA of Olea europaea var. sylvestris, 1878 nucleotides long. RefSeq names its product inner membrane protein PPF-1, chloroplastic-like. The transcript has 11 exons. NCBI's taxonomy places the organism in Eukaryota, Viridiplantae, Streptophyta, Magnoliopsida, Lamiales, Oleaceae. Gene Ontology annotation, cellular component: chloroplast thylakoid membrane. The record is from RefSeq and is a predicted model, not a curated record. Gene Ontology annotation, biological process: protein insertion into membrane; protein localization to chloroplast; thylakoid membrane organization. Gene Ontology annotation, molecular function: membrane insertase activity. The coding region runs from base 178 to 1503 and encodes 441 amino acids.